UUUUUUUUUUUUUCCUCACGUUUAAAAUUUCUUAUAUACAUCUUGAGAGGUUGCCACAUGGUAGAAAAAGAAAAAAAAUCUUUCUUCUUGUGGUUCUCAUAGUGAGUACUCGGGAAUACCGCCGUUGGAGAUCGACAUCAGUUUUCCAACCCCUCCGAUGCGGUCUUCCUAAAAUAGGAAACCCUCUCUCGCUGGCAUUGGAUGAACGCCCACGUCGUCUCCUCUUUUUCUCCAGUGCCAUCCGCCACUCCUCUUCCAGAGUACUACUAGUACUUCCUGGGCUCUUAUACUACCUUGCACUGUGAUCACUCUUAGUCCAAUGCAUUAGAUUUCCUCUUAUCACCUCGUUACCAGUCCUUCACAUCACUUACAACUCGCACUCGCUGGCCUUGUUGAGUGCGGGGCGCACCUCAUCCUGGCCUCUCGAGUCACCACUUGUUUGUUCCACUGUUCAUCGACCCUAUCUUCUUCCUUUUCUUUUUCUUUUUCUCCUUCUGCUUCUUCUUCUUCGUCUCUGUCUUUUACUCUCUUCCCCAUCUCCUUCCACCUUGAGCUCUAUUGCUGAAGGACUCAUCGCCAUGCUUCUUGCCCCCAUGCAACCGCCAACAUCACAUUAUCCUUCUUCCGAAGCAGGUCUGACGGCCUCGCAAACAACUAUGCCCACGGUCACUCCUCAGACCUCACCAUGCCCAUCGACCGUCUCUCACUCGAACUUGUCCUGCAGUCUGUCAUCCAACGUGACAAGUAACCGACGACCUACUAUGAGACCCAAACUGACCCUCCAAACGACUUCACUUCCCAUGACAUUCGGCACUUCGUCGACGGGAUUGUCUCUUUCGCUUGCUACCGGGCCGACAGCGUCCCCCACGGUUCGCAACACUUUUAAAAAUGCCUAUGAAGUCGCCGUACCAUCCUCAGCCACUGCUUCCCCCUCAAGAUCAUCUAGUCACCGGUUCAGCAAACCCUCGUCGCCAUAUACCACAAACAGCCCUUAUCAACUCCCUCUUGGGGUCAAAAGCAUUCUUCGCAACUCGCCGCUAGAACCCACCUGCAGGCGCCGGGGCUCGGUGCCCGCGAACGGGCCCAAUGGAGGACCGGGCUCACGCCGUGUUUUUUUCCCCGCCAAGAAACAAGUAAGCUAUCGGCAGCCGCUGGAAGAAGAAAUCCAAACCGUGCGCUAUACCGCGCGCCACUCCGAUAUCACAACCCAGCCCAAUCCUGAAUCCCACGAAGCUGGCUCCGGGGAGGAUUCGGAUUCGAACACGAGUGCGGAGCCAUCCGAUGCGAGCACAACGGAUGAGGAUGUGGAGGCAAAAUCGAGCAAUAACCCGUUGAAAUCAUUCGGAAAGAAAAAGCGGAAGCACUUGAGUGCGGAAAAACAAAUCCGAGCUGUUGCUCUAAUGGACGGGAUUGACAAAGAUGGCGCCUCCACCCCACAAACGCCAUGUCAAAAUCGGGCCAAACGUCGCUGCGAAUGGCGAUGGACCCUGGGACCACUAGAAAUACGGGAUGGAACUGCCCAACCUUCGCAGGCUGAAGAAAAAACAACAUCCAACCCGACAGAAACUAUCCCAAACAUAUCCCCUGCCUCCAAUGCCACAACAUCGCCGGACAACGAGAAUGACAGUCCUCGAUCCUGGGUCUCGAACCUUACAUCUUUGUCCAGCAUUUCAGAGCAAAAUCCCAGCCCAAGUUCAUCCAUCGCUCUAGAGGUCGUCACAAAUGAUGAUUGCAAGAGUAACAUGACUCACGAAACUGAACGAGCGCACGCACAUCCAGUCCAAUGACGAGCGAUGACAUGGAAGCCACGCAUGCAUUGAUGAGUUUAGGAUUUCUGAUUAUGAUUUAUGCAUAUAGAAGGCAUGGGACCAUGAGCCUUUCAGCAAGCAUCUCUUCAUACAUACAUACACCGGUUCAUAUACAUAUCAGGUUGAGUUUGGCUGCUAUUUCCAGAGCAUUAUUGAUUGAUUAUUCUUUACAUUGGGAGUUAUAUGAGAAUGCCUUUGCUUGUUCGAUACCAACAAGGUUGGCGGCAUGAUGCCAUUGCAUAUAUACACAUUUUUGUUUCCCACCACAGCAUAUACAUACCUAUAUAUUAUUACUUACUAUUCUAAUAACCAUCUACGGUGAUACUUGAAAACCCAUUGGGUAUACACUGUCC
Messenger RNA from Aspergillus pseudonomiae, 2161 nucleotides. RefSeq lists its product as uncharacterized. NCBI's taxonomy places the organism in Eukaryota, Fungi, Ascomycota, Eurotiomycetes, Eurotiales, Aspergillaceae. The record is from RefSeq and is a predicted model, not a curated record. The transcript has a single exon. Bases 579 to 1787 code for a protein of 402 amino acids.